Messenger RNA from Pleuronectes platessa (European plaice), 2434 nucleotides. It is a transcript of the gene gatm, whose product is annotated as glycine amidinotransferase (L-arginine:glycine amidinotransferase). The transcript has 9 exons. The coding region runs from base 56 to 1327 and encodes 423 amino acids. Gene Ontology annotation, cellular component: mitochondrion. NCBI's taxonomy places the organism in Eukaryota, Metazoa, Chordata, Actinopteri, Pleuronectiformes, Pleuronectidae. Gene Ontology annotation, molecular function: amidinotransferase activity. The record is from RefSeq and is a predicted model, not a curated record.
CUUCGCCGCCGUUUGAUUUCACUGAACAUCACCAUCAUCACUUUUACAUCGGACAAUGCUGCGAGUCAGGUGUCUGAGAGGAGGUAGCAGGGGGGCCGAGGCUGCCCAUCUGAUCGGAGCCAUGCUCGGCCGGUCGGUGACUGGAUGGGUGCAGAGAGCGUUCCAGAGCAGCUCAAGUGCAGCAGCUGUUCAGUCCCACGCGGCAGUGGAAGAGGAGCAUGUUACUGGGCUUGUGCCACAGGACUGUCCCGUCAGCUGCUUCAAUGAAUGGGACCCUCUGGAGGAGGUGAUUGUGGGUCGUGCCGAAAAUGCCAAUGUCCCUCCCUUCACUGUGGAAGUGAAAGCUAACACAUAUGAGAAGAACUGGCCCUUCUUCCAGAAGUAUGGGGGCCAACCUUUUCCUGCGGAUCACUUGAAAAAAGCUCACGCUGAGAUUGAAGAAAUGUGCAAUAUCCUGCGUCACGAAGGCGUCAAUGUGAGGAGGCCGGAGCCCAUCGACUGGUCCAUGAACUACACCACCCCCGAUUUCUCAUCCUCCGGCUUGUACGCUGCCAUGCCCAGAGACAUCCUCCUGGUUGUGGGUAAUGAGAUCAUCGAGGCUCCUAUGGCCUGGAGAUCUCGCUUCUUCGAGUACCGGGCCUACAGACCUCUGAUGAAGGAGUACUUCAGUAAAGGUGCUAAAUGGACCACUGCUCCCAAACCCACCAUGUCCGACGAGCUGUACGAUCAGGACUACCCUAUACGCACAGUGGAGGACAGACACAAGCUGGCCGCCCAGGGGAAGUUUGUCACCACGGAGUUCGAGCCCUGCUUCGACGCUGCUGAUUUCAUUCGAGCCGGGACGGACAUUUUUGUGCAGAGGAGUCAGGUUACAAAUUAUAUGGGAAUCGAAUGGAUGCGUCGUCACCUGGGAUCAGACUACAAGAUCCACAUCAUCUCAUUCAAAGAUCCCAACCCCAUGCACAUCGACGCCACCUUCAACAUCAUCGGGCCUGGACUGGUGCUGUCCAACCCGGAUCGCCCCUGUCACCAGAUUGAGAUGUUCAAGAAGGCCGGCUGGAAUGUUGUGAAACCUCCAACGCCUCUGAUGCCUGAUGACCACCCACUGUGGAUGUCCUCCAAAUGGCUGUCCAUGAACGUCCUGAUGUUGGACGAGAAGCGUGUGAUGGUUGACAAACAUGAAACCACCAUUCAGAAAAUGUUUGAGAAUCUUGGUAUCAAGACCAUAAAGGUGAACAUUCGCCAUGCCAACUCCCUGGGUGGUGGCUUCCACUGCUGGACAACCGAUGUCCGCCGCCGUGGUACCCUGCAGUCCUACUUCCACUAGCCUUGCCAGAAAUAGGCAGUUUCUAUUGAGCUUUAAAGAUUAAAGCCUCUGUUCGGACUUUUAAACUCAAUGUCGGAGUUAAUGUCAGGCUAUCGUUGUUUUGUAUCCCGCUCUGCGAUACAACAAACUACUGUUUCCAGAUCCCACAUCCCUGCCUUCAAACAUUUAAAAUGUGCAUGUUCGGGUGUCACCUGCUGCAACUCAAAGACUAAUAUUCGACCACACAUGAAUGAAUCCAGCUGAAAACGUUAGCAUCUCAUCCUGGCAGGUGGCACCUGACGGGGGCUUAACGUCCCAAAUGAACGUGUAGGAAUUGUUUUGAGUCGACAUCGCUGUGCAUCACAAAUGCCUUUGCAAACAGCUUUGUUCAGAUAUUUACAAUAUAUGCUCAACAGUAACGAAUACUUCAGUCACUACCCUCAAUAUUAACUGCAUUUCUGGCCUGGCUAUUGUGAAGCCACAACUUUGAGGACAAGGUACAACUUGGUAUGUGAAUGUCAUCGAACUUGGGCACAGGAGGAGAGACGCUGCCUCCUCUCCAAAACUCGGACAUCUUAAUUCUUCCAAAGUAUUUUAUUUUUAUUUGAAGAAAUGUGUAAAAGUUGUUCUGUAGGUCAUGAAACAAUUUUUAUUUCUUAUCGCUGGUAUAUUAUUUUGUAAAGAUUUGAAUUGAUUGAACGGACAAAGUUCUAUUUAUAUUUUUCAUACUCUUUAUUGGAUGUCCCAACAAUUGGUGUUUUUAUAUAUUUACUUAAAAAGUAUGCGGUCCAUAUCAGAUGUUGUAAACCUUUUGCCUCUGCUGUUUUCUCCUACUACAAAUCUGGGCCAGUUAUAUGCUGAUAGUCUUUCUCACUGAACUGGUUGGCUGCUGGUGUGUGCAAAGCAAAAAAACGCCUAAAAGAGUGAAAAAGGUUUUGUUGUGAAGGUGAAUGUUUGAUGAUUCAUUUUGCUGUAUAUACAGUCGGAUGUAGAUGUUGGCCUCUUGAAGUCUGCCUUGAGAUUUAUGAUAAAACCACAAAUUCAAGGGACGCUAGCGGCUCAGCAGGGGAACGAAAGUCAUGUUUUGUAUUAUGCAACAUUAAUAAAUGUUAAUAAAAAACUGUUGUG